AUGAAGGCCACGGGCAACAAGCCGUACAGCGGCAUCUCCAUGAUGGACACGUGGUCGUCGAUGCCCAUGAUGCGAUUGUUUGCCCGCGAGAUGGCGGCGACGCGCAAGCUCUUGGCGGCGGCCAAGCUGCCCGAGGCCAUCGGGUCGCUUCUCGCGAUCUACAUGAACAUGGACAUGUACGACAACUGGUUUGCCGACACGGAGGACGUCGACGAGGUCUCGGCGACGUUUACAACGUUCUACAAGCUCGCGACCGAGAUUCUCUCGCACGACGAUGCGGCGCUGUGCCUCACCGGCCGCGAGAUUCUCAUCGACGAGUUUCGCCGCUUUGGCGAGAAAGCCACGUCCCUCGGCGUUGGCUACGCCUUUUCGUGGUUCGAGUAA
This is a messenger RNA of Saprolegnia parasitica CBS 223.65, 384 nucleotides long. RefSeq lists its product as hypothetical. The coding region runs from base 1 to 384 and encodes 127 amino acids. The transcript has a single exon. The record is from RefSeq and is a predicted model, not a curated record. NCBI's taxonomy places the organism in Eukaryota, Oomycota, Saprolegniomycetes, Saprolegniales, Saprolegniaceae.